Molecule: messenger RNA, 2030 nt
Organism: Somion occarium
Lineage: Eukaryota; Fungi; Basidiomycota; Agaricomycetes; Polyporales; Cerrenaceae
Source: the annotation of a GenBank genome assembly
GUGGCCGGACUUUUUUGCCAGAAUCUGCCGAAAGAACCGCCUGGCCCAAUGAGGUUAUCUAUCAUUAUUUAUCUAAUCUGGCUCCUGACGUCCAUGAGCAGCCAUGAGCAGUGCUAUCGGUCCUUGGCGUCUCCUGCGAAGCCACUAUCUGGUCAGGACACAGACAUGCUACCCACCGCUGCCUAUCCUUGCAAUUCCUCUCUCCUUCACAGGCACCACAUCCUACUCAACCCAAAUCCCCCGCAAACUUCCCCCGCGCGCGACCAUAACGAUGUCUAAGUUCACUCAGGUCAAUGUACCUGCAACUGGAAAGACAAUCUCUGUUCCCACCGGUCUCUUUAUCAAUAACGAGUUUGUGCCGUCUGUGGACUCCCAGGAAACUAUCCAGUGCAUCAACCCAGCAACUGAGGAACCCAUCUGCUCCGUGGUAGCGGGUUCCGCAAAGGACGUUGACGUUGCUGUCGCUGCUGCACGCUCCGCCCUAAAGACUACAUGGGGAAAGAAUGUCUCCGGCUUCGAGCGUUCCCGUCUCUUGAACAAACUCGCAGAUCUCAUCGAACGAGAUGCUCAAGAGCUGGCGGAACUCGAAGCUCUGAACAAUGGUAAACCGGUCAAGAUUGCCAGGGACUUCGAUAUUGGUGACAGCGUAGGUUGUUUGAGAUACUACGCCGGUUGGGCGGACAAGAUCGUAGGCCAGUCCAUCGACAUCGAUAACAAGACUAAACUCGCGUUUACUAAACAUGAGCCAAUCGGUGUUUGUGGUCAGAUCAUCCCUUGGAACUACCCAAUUAUGAUGUGGGCUUGGAAGGUCGCGCCUGCCCUUGCGUGUGGUUGCACCAUCGUCAUGAAACCCUCGGAAUUCACGCCGCUGACUGCUCUCAAACUCUCUGAACUCGUUGUAGAGGCUGGUUUCCCUCCUGGCGUCGUGAACACAGUACCGGCCCUUGGAUCCGUAGGAGGCGCAGCGCUUGCUGCUCAUCCUGGAGUGGACAAAAUCGCCUUUACAGGAAGCACCGUCACUGGUCGGAAGAUUAUGGAAGCGGCGGCGAAAAGUAACUUGAAGAAGGUAUCUCUGGAGCUCGGUGGAAAAUCGCCUCAGCUCAUCUUUGAAUCUGCUGAUAUCGAUCAAGCGGCGAACUGGGCAGCACUUGGCAUCCUCUACAACACCGGCCAAGAUUGCACCGCUGGUUCUCGUGUAUACGUCCAAGAUAGCAUCUACGACAAGUUCCUCCAGACUUUGAUUGAGAAAGCCAAGGCUUUGAACAUUGGCAAUGGCUUUGAUGAGAAGUCCGGCGGAGGACCAGUAGUGUCGAAGGUUCAGUAUGAUAAGAUUUGGUCAUACAUUGACGCUGGCAAACAGGAGGGAGCCAAAUGUGUCCUCGGUGGCGAGAAGCGGCCGGGCAAGGGCUACUUCGUGGAUCCCACCAUUUUCACCGAAAUAAAGCCCGGCAUGAAGAUUGUGAAGGAUGAAAUCUUCGGGCCUGUGCUCUCCGUUGGUAGAUUCAAGACCGAGGAGGAAGCCAUCAAUCUUGCCAACGACACCACAUAUGGUCUAGGCGCUGGGUUACACUCUAACGACGCCGGCCAAUGCAUGCGAGUCUCACAAGCACUUGAAGCGGGGACAGUGUGGGUGAACCAGUACAACCUGUUGUACAACAACGUACCAUUUGGAGGCAAGAAGCAGAGUGGCAUUGGCAGAGAACUUGGCAGCUAUGCCCUUGACGAGUAUACGUCCGUCAAGGCGAUUCAAUGGAACUACGGUGAGAAACUUGACUGGCCACUUUGAGGCCGUGAUUUCGCGCCUUUCUCGUUAUCAAUCGCGGUAUGAAGGCGAUUCCAAUGUAUGAUUAUAUAUAUGAGAGGUUUUUGAGUAGCAGAGGCAGGAUGUGUCACAACCUUGGUCUCACGUGCUGUUUCCCAGUGGAUAUGUAUUACAUAGCUAGGAGCUCGAAAUUCCAUCAGUCCCAGAUUCAUAUUUAGUCAGUGUUUCAAUGCCAGAGAAUAUUAAGAUGCGAUGUAAUGACUUGUCG